Molecule: messenger RNA, 1897 nt
Organism: Tachysurus fulvidraco (yellow catfish)
Lineage: Eukaryota; Metazoa; Chordata; Actinopteri; Siluriformes; Bagridae
Product: B-cell receptor CD22-like
Exons: 9
Coding region: 283-1848 (521 amino acids)
Source: RefSeq, a predicted model, not a curated record
UCUCUCUGACCUACAUGACCCUGAGAGGUCUAAGACUCAGACAUCCAUCAUCAACACAUUUCUGUAUUCUGUGUUGCAGAUAUAAAGAAGAAUUCUAACUAUAAGUGUUUGGGGGUGUUUCAUAACAAGAAGGAGGAAGGACUAACUCAGCAAAUAAAGAGGAAGAUACAUUAACCAGCAACAUAUUUUGACUUGGACAGUUUAAUAGUUUAAACCCUCAGAGCUGCCGCUGUUAUUUUUCCUGGAUGCAGGAGAUAAUCAUCUAUUAAUGAGGCUGCACUGAUGAUGUCACGCAGAUUGACUCCUCCUCUUCCUCUGUUCUUUCUGCUCAUGAUUUCAAGAGUCGUGUCCCAGUGGAGUUGGAGUGUGACUUAUACACCGAGCUCCAUCUGUGCUCUAAAGGGAUCGACAGUGAACAUGGGCUGCACAUACACAUAUCCAACUGGUUACACAGUUCAGAGACCUUUCUGGACCAGACAGUUGGUUACAGAUAAAGAGCCUCCUGAUCUGUCUUUAGACCCAAAGUACAGAGACAGGGUUCAUUACCUCAGAAACUACUGGAAUGACUGCCGACUCAGACUGAGUGAUGUGACAGAACAGGACCAAGGCAAAUACUACUUCAGAUUUAUAACAAACCCAGUAGAAAAGUAUCAAGGUAGAGAUGGAGUUGAACUUACUGUCACAGAUCUCUGGGUGGAGAGGAUUCCUGGUGGAGUUGUUGAGGGAGAUGAAGUUACUCUCACAUGUAAAACCUCCUGCAGUCUGACUGAGACCCCAAUAUUGGCCUGGUACAAAGAUGGAAGUUAUUUCUCCUCCUCUAACCCGCUCCAUCUGCCAUCAGUCAGUCAGCGGGAUGCAGGCAGCUACAGAUGUUCUGUACAGGGACAAAGUUAUCGCUCCCUUGCUGUCACUCUUGAUGUACAAUAUCCUCCAAAGAGAGUCUCAGUGUCCAUCAGUCCCUCUGGUGAGAUAGUGGAGGACAGUUUAGUGACUUUGACCUGCAGCAGUGAUGCUAACCCACCUGUAGAAAGCUACAUCUGGUUUAAGGGAACAUCCUCUAUAAGUAGAGGAAACACCUUCACCAUGAGCAGGAUCAGAUCUGAGGACAGUGGAGAGUUUACGUGCAGGGCUGAGAAUAAACAUGGAAGUCGAUCCUCUACUGCUCUGUCUCUUAAUGUUCUGUAUCCUCCAAAGAAUGUCUCAGUGUCCAUCAGUCCCUCUGGUGAGAUAGUGGAGGGCAGUUCAGUGACUCUGACCUGCAGCAGUGAUGCUAACCCACCUGUACAGAGCUACACCUGGUAUAAGGUGAAAGAAAGCUCACCUGUAGGAUCUGGACAGAGUUACAGCUUCACACUGACCUCCAGCAGCAGUGGAUGGUUUUACUGUGUGGCUGAGAAUAAAUACGGGAGUCAGAGAGCACCUGAAGUGGGUCUCACAUUAAAUGGGGGCAGGAGUGUGCUUCUGUAUGUAUUACCUGGAAUCAUUUUUGGAUGUGGAUUUUUACUUGCAAUUGUUGGUGUUUCAUUCAUCAGGAGAAAGAGACGCCGUGGUACAGCUGAAGAUGAAAAGUCAAGUCAGGAAUGUGCCUACAGCACUGUUAACAAGAGUCCUGCAAACAAAAGUCCAACACCUCAUCCAGACCUGGUCAAUCAGAACGAUCUUCAUUAUGCUAGUAUCCAGCACAGGAAGCCAGGACGUUCUCCAAUCCAGGCCUCUGGCUCUACUGCUGAUGAGCUGGUUCAGUAUGCUACUGUCCAGUUUCGGCAUGACAGAGUGAUAGAGACCCAAGAGCAUGAUGAGGAGUAUGCUAAUGUCAAAAUUAAUAUCACUGGUGCUGCUUACAGAUAAGAAAAUGUGUAUGUGUCACAUAAAUAUAAAUUAAAUAGUCCUUAACUAA